Messenger RNA from Microtus ochrogaster (prairie vole), 1388 nucleotides. Its product is annotated as F-box only protein 44. The record is from RefSeq and is a predicted model, not a curated record. Bases 47 to 814 code for a protein of 255 amino acids. Gene Ontology annotation, biological process: SCF-dependent proteasomal ubiquitin-dependent protein catabolic process; glycoprotein catabolic process; ERAD pathway. Gene Ontology annotation, cellular component: SCF ubiquitin ligase complex; cytoplasm. Lineage: Eukaryota; Metazoa; Chordata; Mammalia; Rodentia; Cricetidae. The transcript has 6 exons. Gene Ontology annotation, molecular function: protein binding; ubiquitin protein ligase activity.
UAUCAGCGACUUCCCGCCCCCCAGGGGCAGGCCAGGGGCCGCUGCCAUGGCUGUAGGCAAUAUCAACGAGCUGCCGGAGAACAUUCUCCUGGAGCUGUUCACCCACGUCCCCGCCCGCCAGCUGCUGCUGCGCUGCCGACCCGUCUGCAGCCUCUGGCGAGACCUCAUUGACCUGGUGACCCUAUGGAAGCGCAAGUGCCUUCGAGAGGGCUUCAUCACCGAGGACUGGGACCAGCCCGUGGCUGACUGGAAGAUCUUCUACUUCCUGCGAAGCCUCCGAAGGAACCUCCUUCACAACCCGUGUGCGGAAGAGGGAUUUGAGUUCUGGAGCCUGGAUGUGAACGGAGGAGACGAAUGGAAGGUGGAAGAUCUCUCCAAAGACCAGCGGAAGGAAUUCCCCAAUGACCAGGUCAAGAAAUACUUCGUGACUUCCUAUUACACCUGCCUCAAGUCCCAGGUGGUGGACCUCAAGGCUGAAGGGUAUUGGGAGGAACUGAUGGACACCACCCGACCGGACAUCGAGGUCAAAGACUGGUUCGCAGCCAGGCCGGACUGCGGGUCCAAGUACCAACUGUGCGUUCAGCUCCUGUCGUCAGCGCACGCACCACUGGGGACCUUCCAGCCAGACCCGGUGACGAUCCAGCAGAAGAGCGACGCCAAGUGGAGGGAGGUUUCACACACAUUCUCCAACUAUCCUCCCGGCGUCCGCUACAUCUGGUUUCAGCACGGAGGCGUGGACACUCAUUACUGGGCCGGCUGGUACGGCCCAAGAGUCACCAACAGCAGCAUUGUCAUCGGGCCCCCGCUGCCCUGAUGUCCCCUGAGCCCCAAUCCUCUGAACCCUAAUUGGUAAACAGCUGUCAGAAAGGGCCAGGCUUGGGAAGGGGGAGGGUAGUAGCCAGGCACUCCCAGACCUGUCUUUGUCCCCUAGCUGCCUCUGUAAAGCUUCUAGGGUCUGGGCCACACUCCUCUCUCCAGAGCCCAGCUCUCCAGCAAGGUGGCCCCUCUAAGUGGUGCAGUACCUGAGGUUAGGUGGAUAUAAGAGUUUCCGUAGUUACAACAGAGAGAUCCCCAAGCUCGGAUGCUUGCCCAGAUCUGUCUGUAUCUUCGACCUUUUACUCCCUCAGGGUCCUUAGAGCAGGGACAGGUUUGAGGACUGCCUUUGAUGAUGCAGACUCUGGGGGACAGUCUGGGGUGGAAAUUUGCUCUGCUGGACAGACUUCAGCCUGGCUGUCAACUGUGGCUUUUGUCCUGGGUGUCCUCCUUGCUUUGGCUUGGAAGUCAGGACUGGUACCAGAUAGGCAGGUAGGGUCAGACUGUCCUUGUCGCCAGCAAAUCCCAGAAAGCCAGGUGGGCACCAAUGAGUCUGGGCCCCCGAGAGGACCCCA